This is a messenger RNA of Nerophis lumbriciformis (worm pipefish), 2621 nucleotides long. Its product is annotated as plectin-like. The record is from RefSeq and is a predicted model, not a curated record. NCBI's taxonomy places the organism in Eukaryota, Metazoa, Chordata, Actinopteri, Syngnathiformes, Syngnathidae. Gene Ontology annotation, biological process: cell-cell adhesion; intermediate filament cytoskeleton organization; wound healing. Gene Ontology annotation, cellular component: cytoskeleton; intermediate filament; intercalated disc. Gene Ontology annotation, molecular function: structural molecule activity.
AGGAUGCAAAAUCUAUUAUAGUAUUAUUUUAACUGUUUUAUUUCUAACUCAGUGGUAUUCUAAUCUCCAAUCCACAGAUGCCAACACUGCAGAAAGAAGACAUCCCUAAUAGGUUUAAACAAUGUGGAAUGGAAAUGAUCCAUAGUCAGACAACUGUGAAAAAUCCAAUACCUCAAAAGCACAUGUACCUGCCAAAGGAAACUGAAAUUAAACCGCUUGAGCGAACUAAGAUCGUUAAAAGUCAGGGAUACAUUGCCUUGUGUGAACCCACAGAGUACCCGUCCGAGCAUAAAGGCAGCAUUUAUAUUACCAGAACUUAUCAGCUCAAAGAAAACCCUGAAGCAAAAGAUGCACCAGAGAAACGUGCUACCGUCAAUAGGGAGAACCUGGACUUGUUAAAUUCAACAACACUGACUGUCUCUGAUCUUAAAAGAAGCACAACAAUUCUAAACCUUAUCAGAUACAAGUUAUUGGAUGAAGAGAUCCUCCGUAAAUUAGAAAUGGGCCUUACUACGAUAGAUAAGGUGCAAGAAUUCAUUGCGCCAUAUGUCAGCAAACCGACUGCCAUUGCUGGAGUUUAUGUGGAGUCCAGUAGGAAAAAGGCUUCCUUCCAAGAGGCCGUUGAGAAGGGCUUCUUAGCAAAGACCUACGCUUUGGAAUUUCUAGAGACUCAGGCAGCAACUGGAAGCCUCACUGAUCUAACUACAGGGCAGUUUUACUCUGUGGAUGAGGCUCUUGAGAGAGGAAUCAUAGAAGAAGCCUUAAAGGUUAAACUGAUAGAGGCUGAGAAAGCUUUUACUGGCUUUGUACAUGCUGGUAAAAGACUGGCUGUGUUCCAGGCGAUGGAGGAGAUGAUUCUUGAGCGACGUAUAGGCAAGAAGAUCCUUGAGGUACAGAUUGCUACCGGAGGAGUGAUCAACCCAGAGGCUGGUGUCAGAAUGCCACCUAGCGUUGCUAUUGAUCAUGGCUUCUUAAACAAGGAGACCUUUCAAGUUCUGUAUGAUCCUGUCCGAAACCCCAGAGGUUUUCACUACCCUGAUACUGGACAGAAAGCAUACUACUCAGAAAUACUGAAGGGGAGUCUUUACGAUAUCGAUGGCGGUGUCUUACUUCUUCCGCUAGGGGACAGACACCUAACACAUAGUUCUCCGACAAGUUCUCACCGGGUGUCUGUUGUCAGCAGCAGCAGUGGCAUUGAGAUGUCCGCUUAUGAAGCAUUUAAGAAGAAAUAUAUCAAUAAGCACACCUAUCUAUUUCUGUCACAACAAGAGAGCGAAUGGCAGGAGAUGUCUGUAGAUGUUGCCAAUAAAGGAGUGCGCCACUUCAUCUGUGAUGUCAAAAAUGCCAGAAACCUAUGUCUAGAGUCAGCUCUCAGUCAGAGAUUUCUGGAAGCGUCUGAGCUUGAACGUUACGGGGAUGGCCUUCUUAGCAUCAAUGAGAUGGCAGACAUCAUAUUUUCCAGAAUGGUCGUUGUGGAGGAUGUCAACAGCCCCAUUGCUGGUCUAUGGGACCUCACCCAGAAGAAGAGGUUGUCUGUUUUGCAGGGUUUUCAACAGGGCUUCAUUGACAGGACAACUGCCUUGAGAUUGCUGGAGGCUCAGGCCUGUACUGGAGGGAUCUGUGAUCCCUUCUCUGGGGAGAAACUUACAGUCAAAGAUGCACUUACUAGAGGGCUUUUAAAUGACAAGUUUGCUCAUCCACUUCAACAGUAUGAGCAGGCAUUCAAUGGCAUCAUUCACCCCAAGACGGCAAAGCCUUUGUCAAUACCCCAGGCUAUCCAGGAAAACCUCUUACCAAAAGAUAUCGGGACUUGCUGUCUUGAGUUCCAGCUUCUGACUGGUGGACUCAUACACCCUGACACUCAUGACAGAGUCCCUCUAGAUGAAGUCCUUCAGAGGGGCCUUGUUGACAAAGCCACUGCCCUAGCAAUCAAAGACAAGGGGUCCCAUUUCAAAAGCCUCUCUUGUCCAAAAACCAAGAGACGAAUAACAUUCAAAGAAGCACUGGACAGAUGCACAUAUGACUGCCACACUGGGUUAAGAUUACUGGAGGCUACUAAGGCUCAAGGUUUUGGAUCCUUAUCAACCAUACAUCACGGAAUGUGGAAGUCUAAACAAUAAACAUCACAUACUAUGUUUGAAAAAAAAAAGCUUUUUAUAGGACUUUGUGUAAGUGUGGCGGCUAGAGUAGAUUUCUGCUAUAAAUUGUAUUUUGCUUUUGAUGUCCUUUUAUGUUGCUACACUUGUUUUCUAUCGAAGCGUGUACAGAAAAGACCAGUCCAUUAUUGAACGCUUUAUUGGAUGUUUCCUAGUGUACCAGAUUGUAUUGGAUCUUGUAUAUUUUUUUUAAAAUCAAUGUUGUUAUAUUUUUGUUAUUUGAAUGCCAAACAACUUUUUGUUUACAAUUUAAAAAUUAAACUGUUGCUUCCUAAAUAAUUAUAUUUUCAUACCCUUACCUGUUCUAAUUCCAGAGAUCUGUUGAUGAGGAGAAGCGAGAGCAUGGUGAUAAAGUUAGCAAACUGUUAGGUUGGAUGUCUAAUGUGAAACACAACCUGAGCAAUGAGGGGAAUUCUUUGAAAGAUAGCAAUGCCAACUCUGAUGCUUCAAAUAAACAUCAGGUAA